GCAAUCUGGCACUACAUUCGAAAAUUCACAAUAAGGACAAAUAUCACCGGUGUCCUCAUUGUUCAUCAAGGUUCGCACAGUUAUCUACUCUAAAGUAUCACAUCAAUACUCACACCGGCGAAAAGCCAUACCAGUGUAAAGUCUGUGAUAAAGCGUUCAGAGCACCAGGCGAUUUGGCAGAACAUUCGAAAAUUCACAAUAAGGGCCAACAGCGUCAGUGUCCUCAUUGUUCAUUAAAGUUCGCAUACUUGUCUAGCCUCAAGAUUCAUAUCCGCAUUCACACCGGCGAAAAGCCAUACCAGUGUGAAGUUUGUGGCAAAUCCUUCCGUUCAUCAUCAUUACUGGCACAACAUUCGAAAAUUCACAAGGACCGCACAAAGGACCAUCAGUGUCCUCACUGUUCCUCAAGGUUCGCACAGUUAUCUACUCUAAAGUAUCAUAUCAAUACUCACACCGGCGAAAAACCAUACCAGUGUAAACGGUGUCCUCACUGUUCAUCAAGGUUCGCACACUCAUCUAGCCUAAAGAAUCACAUCCGUAAACACACCGGCGAAAAGCCAUACCAGUGUAAAGUCUGUGACAAAGCCUUCUAUUCAUCAAGCGAUCUUACCAAACAUUCGAAAAUUCACAACAAGGGCGCAUAG
Messenger RNA from Anopheles cruzii, 644 nucleotides. RefSeq names its product zinc finger protein 253-like. The record is from RefSeq and is a predicted model, not a curated record. Gene Ontology annotation, biological process: regulation of transcription by RNA polymerase II. The transcript has 2 exons. Lineage: Eukaryota; Metazoa; Arthropoda; Insecta; Diptera; Culicidae. Gene Ontology annotation, cellular component: nucleus. The annotation marks the transcript as partial. Gene Ontology annotation, molecular function: RNA polymerase II transcription regulatory region sequence-specific DNA binding; DNA-binding transcription factor activity, RNA polymerase II-specific.